Molecule: messenger RNA, 1346 nt
Organism: Merops nubicus (carmine bee-eater)
Lineage: Eukaryota; Metazoa; Chordata; Aves; Coraciiformes; Meropidae
Gene: ARC
Product: activity-regulated cytoskeleton-associated protein
Exons: 1
Coding region: 97-1311 (404 amino acids)
Biological process (GO): positive regulation of AMPA receptor activity; modulation of chemical synaptic transmission
Molecular function (GO): mRNA binding
Source: RefSeq, a predicted model, not a curated record
GAGUGUUGUGGUGGGGUUUUUUGGGAGCCAGCUCUAGUGCCAGGGCUUGCAACCUAGUUCUGCCCGGGUUUGACGCUCGCACGGCAGGUCGGAGCCAUGCAGCUGGAUAAUGUCACCAAUGCAGGCAUCCACUCCUUCCAGGGGCACCGUGGAGUGGCCAACAAGCCCAAUGUGAUCCUGCAGAUAGGGAAAUGCAGGGCAGAAAUGUUGGAGCACGUCAGGAGGACCCACCGGCACCUCCUGUCUGAGGUCUCCAAGCAGGUGGAGCGUGAGCUGAAGGGCUUGCAGAAAUCAGUGGGGAAGUUAGAGAAUAACUUAGAGGACCACGUCCCAACUGAUAACCAAAGAUGGAAGAAGUCCAUCAAGGCCUGCCUGGCCAGAUGCCAGGAAACGAUUGCCCAUCUGGAAAGGUGGGUCAAGAGAGAGAUGAAUGUUUGGAAGGAGGUCUUCUUCCGUCUGGAGAAGUGGGCAGACCGCCUGGAGUCCAUGGGGGGCAAAUAUUGCCCCGGGGACCAGGGCAAGCAGACGGUGUCCGUUGGGGUGGGAGGACCCGAGAUAAGGCCAAGUGAAGGGGAGAUUUAUGAUUAUGCCCUUGAUAUGAGCCAAAUGUAUGCGCUGACCCCUCCUCCUGGGGAGGUGCCCAGCAUCCCUCAGGGCCACAAUUCGUACCAGUGGGUCUCUGUGUCAGAGGAUGCUCCAGCCUCCCCGGUGGAGACCCAAGUCUUUGAGGAUCCCCGGGAGUUCUUGAGCCACUUGGAGGAAUACUUAAAGCAGGUGGGUGGCACAGAGGAGUACUGGCUGUCUCAGAUCCAAAACCACAUGAACGGCCCAGCUAAAAAGUGGUGGGAAUACAAGCAGGACUCUGUGAAGAACUGGGUGGAGUUCAAGAAGGAGUUCCUGCAGUACAGUGAGGGGACUCUGACCAGGGAUGCUAUCAAAAGGGAGCUGGAUUUGCCUCAGAAAGAGGGGGAGCCCCUGGACCAGUUCCUCUGGCGCAAGAGAGACUUGUACCAGACCCUCUAUGUGGAUGCAGACGAGGAGGAAAUUAUCCAGUAUGUGGUAGGCACCCUCCAGCCCAAACUCAAACGCUUCUUGAGUUACCCCUUGCCCAAGACCUUAGAGCAGCUGAUCCAAAGAGGGAAGGAGGUCCAAGGCAACAUGGACCACUCUGACGAGCCCAGCCCACAGAGGACCCCUGAGAUUCCAUCAGGAGAUUCUGUGGAGAGCGUGCCUCCCUCAACCACGGCCAGUCCCGUGCCGAGCAACGGGACUCAACCAGAGCCCCCCAGCCCCCCAGCUACUGUCAUAUGAGAUCAUCCAAGGGAGGCAGCAGUCUGGGUUCCAUG